AUCCAAAGAUACACGCGGCGCCCGUGACCCCAUCGCCCCUUGGGAGUCGCGGCAUUGGGCCAGAACAGCAGUGAACACAAAGGCCUGGACUCUGUUGGCAGCAGCGGACCAGCCGCUGCUGCGCUGCCUAUGCAACCCACCAGCGGUGCAAGUCGUGCAACCCACAAUUAUUGACGAGUGUUGCGGAACUAAUUGCGUACGUAGGCCAGAGCGGAAGGCGGAGUGGGCUUGCGCGAGCGGGCGGGGGCCACAGGCUGGCAGGGGCAAGUUGAUGCAGGUGAACCCCCCAUGCAGAUGCCGGGAGUAACGGACAGCUGCCAAGAUUUCGCGUCCAGGCUUCGUGCCAAUGCGCGCGCCCUCGAUGAGUGGCCGCGCAGGGCCGCGUUUCUAUGAAAGUUGUUCGUCAUCGCACCAACCGUCGACACGCGCUGCCCACCGAAACCGGUGCCGCGUCGACCGCAGUUCGUGCGGCUGCGGGCCGUGUGCCAAUGUUUAAAGUACAAUUUGCAAGGAAGAGUCGUGUGCAUAUCAUAGGUACUUAUAUACAUCAAGGAAGAGUCGUGUGUCAUUACAUUCAUUUAGCCUUCCCAGUGUGUGAGAAACAUCGAGCAAUGCUCCAAAUCGGCAAUUUCACCCUUCAACCUCCUGGUGGGACUACUCUGUGCCACCUGCUCUCGGACGAGGGGCUGCUGCGGAAGCUGGCGCCUUUGCUAACAACGGGGGCGGAGGACUGCGUGAGCGCCCUGCGGGCGCUGAACCUGCCAGAUAGCUUCUGGUGUUUUUGAGUUCAAGGUGAAAAUUUGCGUAAAUGCUGCCUCGGCCGCGCGGGGGACGCUCCAGCGGCACCGCGUGCCGUUGGGCAAAAGUCGACGGUUAGCGCCGGGGACCGGGCGGGUGAGGGCCUCCUUUUGCGUUUGGAGAGCUCUAGAAUGGUUCUAAGACCUGUGGUAGUGGAUUGAGAAGGCUUGGCGGUCUUCUGGCUUCGCGAGGCGGCGCAACGGCAGACUCGCAGCAGGAACUUGGGGGCCGGCUCUCCGUGCGCGGCUCCGUGCGCGGCUUUGUUCCCGCCUCGGCAGGGCUGCUUUGGGGCCAGCUCUUUGCACUGCAAGUUCGCGGGCGGGACGGCUUUGACCUCCCGCAAGUCCCUAGGGAUGGCAUCAUGUGACAUAUAUUAAGGUCUCUGAAUGGUUCCCGGGCAUAAACUCCAGCGAGAGCCGAAGUCGAAAUGCUCAACGUCGAGCUCGCCAGGACUUUGCCCUACGCUAUCAGGAUGAUCUACAGUAUAGGUGAAACGAAGUCUGCACUAGAUACAUGUCCGAACUACCGCUUAUGCGAGAUAUGGGCUCUGGUCAAUUUCGCGACUUGAACCCUGACCAAUAUGUUUUAGUCCACUGUCGAGCACUACUGUCCACUAAUGAUUUAAGUUAUGUACCUACAAAAAGGAGACGUCCAAAUACUGCGGUAGGAUUUGCCCCGCGCGACUCCGCUGACCGCUACGGCAAACAUCCUCAUCACCGCGUGCGUGGACGGCACGCCAUGGCCAGCUGCGCUGAGCAAGCCGCCCAAGCGGCGCGGCUGGAUUAGUGGCAGACUGGCAGUGGCGUCCGGAUAAGUGAUGGCAGGUGAUUGGGAGUGUGUGCUGCAGCGUGUGUGCUGAGUAUGGAGGAAAGCUUGAUUCUGUCCCGGUCUGUCCUCCCCAGCCGUCUGGCCUAGGUCCGUUGACGUAGGGAGCUAGAUAGGUUGAUCCUGUCUCAGCGCGAGCCCCAAUACACCGUCCUGAGUGGUCGUCUGUCCUAGGCGCAAACUCAACACAUUGCUUCGGCAUGUGGGUGUUGGUUAUUUGGGGUUUGCGGGCGUGAGUCCCGCAAGGUUGCGUCCCGAACCGCGUGAUAGGCGAGGUCAGUGCGGCAGUUGACGGCUCGUGGCCGGUCACGUCUGUCAGCCAGUCCCAGGCCGCAGGCGUGGCACCCGGGGGAUAUUGCCCCGGCUAGUGCGCACGUUUUGCUAACUACACACGCAGGAUGUAGCGGACCAGACCCCCCAAUACGGUGCCAGGCAGCAUAGCUGCGCGUGUGUGUAACGCACCCGCCGU
Chlamydomonas reinhardtii is the source of this 2092-nucleotide messenger RNA. RefSeq lists its product as uncharacterized. Lineage: Eukaryota; Viridiplantae; Chlorophyta; Chlorophyceae; Chlamydomonadales; Chlamydomonadaceae. The transcript has a single exon. The coding region runs from base 612 to 785 and encodes 57 amino acids. The record is from RefSeq and is a predicted model, not a curated record.